Messenger RNA from Piliocolobus tephrosceles (Ugandan red Colobus), 1092 nucleotides. RefSeq names its product chromosome 10 C12orf60 homolog (gene C10H12orf60). Lineage: Eukaryota; Metazoa; Chordata; Mammalia; Primates; Cercopithecidae. The record is from RefSeq and is a predicted model, not a curated record. The coding region runs from base 175 to 909 and encodes 244 amino acids. The transcript has 2 exons.
UUGGAGGCUUUCUGACCUAGUUGCUGCGGGCGUAAUGCCUUGAGCUGUCCGAGAACGGUAUGGUCUGCAAAUGCAGAAACGUUCUGCGUUUUGUGUCUCUUGGAAUUAACGUUAGUUUUUGGAUUUUUAUGUUUCUUAUGACGCAAGCAGUGCUGAAACUUCUUUGUUGAAGAAAUGUCUUCAGAGUCAGAAAAGGAUAAAGAGAGACUGAUUCAAGCUGCCAAAAUGUUCUUCUUUCAUGUACAAGAUUUUGCUUCUGUCACAAACACACUGACUGAGUUGUUUAACCGCAGUAUGAAUACUCAAAUCCUUUUGAUGGCUGUGAAAAACAAUAGUAACAUUAAGGAUUUUUUUGAGCAAAUGCUCAAAAUUUUUAAGGAGAUGCAAUCUGUAGUGGAUGCAAAACUUGACAAAAUUCAAAAGGAGUCUUUAGGUUCCAAGGUUGCAAUGGCCAUGUGCUCUGUGGUUCAGAAGGGUACCAAUGUAGAGGAGUUGCAUCAGUCAGCUAAAGAAGUGUUCAAAAGUGCCCAUACACCAGUCGUCAUCUCUGCGCUAAAGAGCAGUAACAUCCUUGGGAGUUUGGAAUCUUCUCUUUCACACUUGAUGAAAUUCCCCAUCAUGAAUCUUCAAUUAAGUGACUUCUAUAUAGAAGACACCAAAGAGCAAUCAGAUGUCACCACAUCUGAGAGAACCAGGAGUCCAGAUUCUUCCAAAACCACUAUGACAGACACCUUGAAAAAACUGCAGGAUGCACUAAAAACUGAGGAUUCCAAAAAUCCCAUAGGGUCAGCAGCAGAUUUGUUGGAACACAUUGUCAAGGCUAUGGGACCAAUCUUAGAGAUUCUCCAAAAAGCCAUAAAGACUAUGGAAAUGAAUAUUUCUGUGUUUAAGAAAGCCAGUGACAAGUAGGGAUACAACAGAACUGUUCAUUUCUGUCAGAAAACUAAUUCAAAUCUUACGGUUUUUCAUAGUGGUUUCUAAGAUCUUUUGGUGCCAAACAUGGUAUGUUAGAACAUAAGUACACGAAAGUCAUCUGGCAAAACAUUUACCUGUAGUUUUGCUUUAUUAAAAUAAAAAUAAAUAAUUCAGAAA